GCGGUUUGAGCACUACCAUCGUUUCCGAAACAAGCAUGGCGCUGUCACUGCUUCUGGUGUGGUGGGCCUGCAUGCUGGCCACGGCGCGGGCCUUGGCGCCGAUCCCGCCGGGCGUCACCUUUGAUCUGAACGGCGGCGGCCUCGAGCGCAGCCCGGCCUUCUCGCCUCUCGACGAUCUCAAGCAAAAGCAUGUGCUCUUCAUCUCGCUCGCGAUCCGUGGCCACGCGACACCUCUCUUGCGCGUCGCCGACGAAAUGGUUCGCCGCGGCUACAACGUGAGCUUUGCGACGCACGACUCGGGCAAGGAGUGGGUCCAGCGCACGGGCGCGACCUUCGUAUCCGCCGGCCCAUUUCCGAUUUCAGCCGACACGUUGCGGGAAAAGCUCCAAGCCAUCACGCGCGAUGCGUCCACGUUCCGGGGCAUCCUCAACAUGUUCAACGACAUUUACGUCCCGACAGCGCAGCCCAUGUACGAUGCGCUGUACCCGAGUAUUUCGGCGUCGCGCCCGGACCUCGUCAUCCUCGACAUUGCCACCAUCGGCGGGCACGACCUCGUGCACAAGUUGCAGCUACCGUACCUUGUCAACUCGCCGUCGAUUCUCUUCGACAUGGGCGGGACGCCGUCGUAUGUACCGGCGUGGGGCACGGGCUUUUCGAUUCACAUGUCGCUCUGGAACCGGUGCAUGAACUUGCUCUUCCCACGGCUCCUCUCGGUCGCGCUCACGCCGCCCUUCAUGCAGGUCAACAAGGCGCGUUGGGAGCUCGAUUUGGCGCCGUACCGGUCGCAGCACGACAUCUUCAAGGGCGCCCGGAUCCUUGUCAACACGGCCUUUGGCCUCGAGUACGCCCGACCGCUCUCGCCGCUCAUCGAGAUGGUCGGGCCACUCUUGCCGCUGGAGAGCCUCAGCGACGCGGCGUCGACGUUGCCACCGCUCGUGAGCCAGUGGAUGGCGUCGGACGACGUUAUCUACAUUAGCUUUGGCAGCCUCUCGUACAUUGACCCGUGGCAAGCGAACGCGAUCGUCCAAGGUCUCUCGAAGGACGGUGCGGCGUACAACGUACUCUGGACGCUUCCGAACGACCAGCGCCACGUGCUGCCCUCCACUUUGCCCCCGUCGUUCCGCAUCAAGGUGCUCGGCUCGGGGUUUCCCCACCUUAAGGUGCUCGCGCAUCCCGCCGUCAAAUUAGUGAUCUCGCACUGCGGCAUGGUCUCGGCGCAAGAAGCGCUCGUGUUUGGCAAGCCCGUGCUCUGCCUUCCGUUUGUCGUUGACCAGCCCGACGUGGCCGCGCGGGUCGUCGACGCCGGCGCGGGCUUGGUCCUCGACAAGACGCACUUUACGCCAGAUGAGGUCCGGCACAAGGCGCACGAGCUCAUCCAGAACGCCUCGUACGCGGCCGCGGCCGUGCGCGUUGGCGCGGCGCUCAAGGAGGCCGGCGGCAUUGACCGCGUGCUCACGAUCAUCGAGUCGACCCUUCAGUUUGGCCACGCCCACUUGACGACCGUCGACCUGCUCUUGCCGUGGCACAAGGUCGUCAUGCUUGACGUGUGGGCUGUCUACGCUGCCGUCGUGUGCCUGGGGCUCGUCGGUGUCCGCGUGCUCUGUCUCUUUUGCUACCGGUUUCUUCGAAGCCUCGUCAUUGUCGCUGGCGGCGCGCCACCGCUCGAGCCAUCGUCGAAAGCACCGUCGUCGACCGAGACCCCGCCGCCGUCGUAGCAGUCUUCUGAUAAGUGUAUCUCUUCACGCUCACUUUGUCUUUGGUUCGACGGACGGUGUGGGAGGAGAUGAGCAUCAUAUAUGUAUUUACUACCACACGAGCCGAGUGGCCAAAACUACUUAUAACGUAAACGUUGUCGUCGA
Molecule: messenger RNA, 1859 nt
Organism: Saprolegnia diclina VS20
Lineage: Eukaryota; Oomycota; Saprolegniomycetes; Saprolegniales; Saprolegniaceae
Exons: 3
Coding region: 36-1715 (559 amino acids)
Molecular function (GO): UDP-glycosyltransferase activity
Source: RefSeq, a predicted model, not a curated record